Messenger RNA from Setaria italica (foxtail millet), 1140 nucleotides. RefSeq names its product MADS-box protein ZMM17. NCBI's taxonomy places the organism in Eukaryota, Viridiplantae, Streptophyta, Magnoliopsida, Poales, Poaceae. Gene Ontology annotation, cellular component: nucleus. The transcript has 7 exons. The coding region runs from base 95 to 844 and encodes 249 amino acids. Gene Ontology annotation, molecular function: protein dimerization activity; RNA polymerase II cis-regulatory region sequence-specific DNA binding; DNA-binding transcription factor activity, RNA polymerase II-specific. Gene Ontology annotation, biological process: positive regulation of transcription by RNA polymerase II. The record is from RefSeq and is a predicted model, not a curated record.
AGGCAAAAAGCGCUUUGCAUCCUGAUCUCCCUGGCAGAUAGCUCUAGCGAGAGAUCGACGUGCUGCUUGGAUCAAUCGUAGCCGGCCGGGUGCCAUGGGUCGCGGGAAGAUCGAGAUCAAGAGGAUCGAGAACUCUACGAACCGGCAGGUCACCUUCUCCAAGCGCCGGGGCGGGCUGCUCAAGAAGGCCAACGAGCUCGCCGUGCUGUGCGACGCGCGCGUCGGCGUCGUCAUCUUCUCCAGCACCGGCAAGAUGUUCGAGUACUGCAGCCCUGCCUGCAGCUUGAAGGAGCUGAUUGAGCAGUAUCAGCACGCUACCAACACCCACUUUGAGGAGAUGAACCAGGAUCAGCAAGUAUUUGUGGAGAUGACGCAGAUGAAGAACGAGAUGGACAAGCUGGAGACGGGCAUCAGGAGGUACAGCGGCGACGACCUCUCCUCCCUCACCCUCGACGACAUCAACGACCUCGAGCAGCAGCUUGAGUACGCCGUCAACAAAGUUCGCGCAAGAAAGCAUCAGCUCCUGAACCAACAGCUUGACAACCUGCGUCGCAAGGAGCACAUCUUGGAAGACCAGAACACCUUCCUGUACCGAAUGAUCCACGAGAACCAGCAGGCGGCGCUGGGCGCCGAGGUGAAGCUGGGGGAGAUGGCGCCGCUGGCGAUGCUGCCGCCGCCGGCGUUCGGGGCGCCGCACCCCGGCUGCUACUACGGCGGCGAGUCGUCGAGCACGGCGCCGCAGCUGCACCCCGACGUCGGGUUCCGGCUGCAGCCGGCGCAGCCCAACCUGCAGCAGGACCCGGCGUGCGGCGGCCUCCAUGGCCACGGCCUGCAGCUGUGGUAAGCCGUCAGCCCAGCACCGCCAUGCACACAUCUGAUCAAUCAGAUGAACUGUCCAUGGGGAAGGAGAAGACUAUCAUGCAUGGCGGAAGAGGAGUCUGGGUGUUCUUCAGAGAGCUCAUACAUAUCAGUGUUGGCAUCUGAAAAGAUAUACAUAUGUAUGUAGCAGUGUAUCUGGGUAAUUCAGUUGUGCGUCUAAGAUAUAGCAGCCUGAUUGGUUGGACAUGACGAACCUGGUGUGAUUGAGCUAGUAGGUUUGUGAACCCUGUCAGUGCAAUGGUAAUAAUAAUAACAGUAAUU